AAAACGAAACAAAGAAGUUCUGAAUCGAGAAGUUAUGGAAGAUGCAGACUUAUACAGGGAUUCCAUACAGGGAACUUGUCAAUUUAAGUGUCCAGAGAAAGAAAUAGACUUAAGGCAAAGAGAAGAACUUUUGCACCCCUUGGAAGGCGUAAAGGAUGAAAAUGGGAGGUUUGUGUGUAUACGCUCCAGGGUUGUGAAAGAGUAUAGUCGACCUGCUGCAGGAAAGAAAGACCCCCUGCCAAGUGACCUUCGACCUGCACAUGUACUUAAGGAGACAGUUGAUUAUUUGUUGGGGAGGGUCGCAGUCCGAUCGGACCAUUCCUGGCCAGAUUUGUACGACUUUAUCUUUGACCGGCUGAGAGCAGUCAGACAAGACAUGGUCAUCCAGAGUAUCGGAGGCCAUGAUGGAAUCGAGCUCCUGGAGAAAAUUGUCCGUUUUCAUAUCUACGCUGGCUAUAGGUUGUGCACACAGCCAAUGUCAGUGUAUGACCCUAAAAUUAAUGAUCAACAUACGCAGGAAUGUCUCAAGAGGCUUAUCUCCCUUUAUAGAGUUGUCUCCCCUGAUCAUCUCCAUCAGGAAGAAUUUGAGAGCCUCUAUCUCAUGUUUAAUCUUGGUCAGACAGAUGCUUUAAUGCACUUUUAUGAACUUCCUAAACAUGUCAGAGAUCUACCACUACUUCAGCGAGCCUACAGAAUCAGCCUUGCUCAUAUUCUGAUGAAUGCUGUACGAGUUUUGCGUCUCUCGGAGCCUGAUCAAUCCAAACGUUAUCCUCUGUUCGUAUGUGCUGCUCACAGACACCUCAGCUGUAUUCAAAGUAAAACUCUCCAUGUAUUAAGUUCAGGCUUCAAUUCCAAAUCCUUUGCCUACCCUUUGGAAAAGCUGUCAGAUCUUCUGUGGUAUGAUGAUGCUGCUCAAGCUUCAGAAAGUUGUCAACAACAUGGCUUGACGGUUACAGAACACUCAGCCGUCUUGUUUCAGCGAGCAGCAUUUAAAUACCCAGACAAGAUCUUUCACAAGCAUCACCCAAAGAUAGAUAAAAUUCUUUCCUCAGUGAAUUUAGCAGAUAUUUUGCUACAUGGGGAAGGAGUCCAAGAUGCACAAGAUGGAGUCACAUAGAGGAUAAUGUACUACUAAUUGUCCUGGGUCAAGAAUUUGCUGAAAGGAUUUUUGAAUACAUCAAGUCCUUUUAAGCAAAUGUAAAUAAUCUUGUCUUUAAAUUCUCGAUAUUGGGAUUGGAUUUGAUCUUGAUGGAGUAACUGAUAAAAUGCAUGUUUUCUGGUUUUCAAACUCUUUUUAAUUAUUGAAACAAUUUUUAAAAAGUUAUUUUAUCCUAGAAAUUAUGAUUAAAAUGUUCAAUAUUGUCUAUUUAAUUGUCCUUCUGGAAAUUGUUUUUACAGAAAAA
This is a messenger RNA of Ylistrum balloti, 1403 nucleotides long. RefSeq names its product SAC3 domain-containing protein 1-like. The coding region runs from base 35 to 1117 and encodes 360 amino acids. Gene Ontology annotation, cellular component: centrosome; spindle; nucleus. The transcript is spliced from 8 exons. Lineage: Eukaryota; Metazoa; Mollusca; Bivalvia; Pectinida; Pectinidae. The record is from RefSeq and is a predicted model, not a curated record. Gene Ontology annotation, biological process: centrosome duplication; spindle assembly.